This is a messenger RNA of Culex pipiens pallens (northern house mosquito), 3396 nucleotides long. RefSeq names its product kinesin-like protein KIF18A (gene Klp67A). The record is from RefSeq and is a predicted model, not a curated record. Gene Ontology annotation, biological process: microtubule-based movement. Gene Ontology annotation, molecular function: microtubule motor activity; microtubule binding; ATP binding. Lineage: Eukaryota; Metazoa; Arthropoda; Insecta; Diptera; Culicidae. The transcript is spliced from 5 exons. Bases 303 to 2978 code for a protein of 891 amino acids.
UUUUUUUCGAGCGGUGAGAUUCUGUUGUGAAUGCAGUGCAACUGCCGCCGCGCUGGUUCCUAUUUUCGGUGAUUUUAAUCCGUCUUUUACGUGCGUUUCAAAUGGCUUCUUUCGUGUUCGAUCAUGUUUUCAUCCGGUCGUCGGUGAAGUGAUUCGGGGAUUGUUUCGUGUGGAAAUCAAGCAAAGUGCGCGAAGUGUUGAAGAUCGAAGUCGGCGUUGGAAUUUGGUCGUUUGGACGAAAAAAAGGAGGAACGAUUUUUGGCGUGCAUCAAACACAUCCGGCCUAGAGGAGGAGGAAAACCAUGGGUGACAGCAAAAACAUUCGGGUGGCCGUCCGGGUGAGGCCCUUCAACCGGCGGGAAUUGGAGCAGAACCAGCGGAACAUCAUCAAGGUCCUGGACAGUUCGACGCUGAUGUUCGACCCGGACGAGGACGAGGACGAGUUCUUCUUCCACGGUAUGAAGCAAACGCACCGGGACAUUACGAAGCGCGUCAAGAAGAAGCUCGCGAUGGAGUACGACAGCGUGUUCGACGCCGAGGCCAACAACGAGGACAUUUUCCGUGGCUGCACACAACCGCUGGUCACGUCGGUGAUGGACGGGUACAACUGUUCGGUGUUUGUGUAUGGGGCUACCGGGGCCGGCAAGACGUUUACGAUGCUCGGGAGCGACGAGUGUCCGGGGAUUACGUUUCUGACGAUGCGGGAACUGUUCCGGCAGAUUGAGACGCUGAGCGGGACGAGGAAGUUUGACAUUGGCAUUUCGUACUUGGAGGUUUACAACGAGUUGGUGAUGAAUCUGCUGACCAAGACGGGCCCGCUGAAGCUGCGGGAGGAUUCUCACGGCGUGGUCGUUAGUGGGUUGGUGCUGAAGCAGAUUCACAAUGCGGAAGAGCUGCUGGAGCUUUUGGCGCUUGGGAAUCAAAAUCGAACGCAGCAUCCGACGGACGCGAACGCCGAAAGUAGUCGCAGUCACGCGAUCUUCCAGGUGCACAUUCGGAUGGUGGACAAGACGACGGGCCAGAAGAAGACGGUCAAGCUGUCGAUGAUUGAUUUGGCGGGCAGUGAACGGGCGGCCAGUACGAAGGGAAUCGGCAUUCGGUUCAAAGAGGGUGCGAACAUCAACAAGAGUUUGCUUGCGCUCGGCAAUUGCAUCAACAAACUGGCCGACGGCCUCAAGCACAUCCCGUAUCGAGACUCGAACCUCACACGAAUUCUGAAGGACAGUCUCGGUGGAAACUGCCAGACGGUCAUGAUCGCCAACGUUUCGCCAUCUUCGCUCACCUACGAAGACACCUACAACACGCUGAAGUACGCGUCGCGUGCCAAGAAGAUCCGAACGACUCUACGGCAAAAUAUCGUCCCCACGAACGUUCCCAAGGAGUACCUCGUCAAAAAGGUCAACGAGCAAGCCGCCGAGAUCGACCGGCUAAAGGCCAAACUCAAGGAGGUGGAAGAGCUGGCAAAGGCCAAGGUGGCGUCACCUCCGGCAGCUGGCAAAUUCGGCAUGCCCGACGCAGUGCUGCUCAACACGUGGCGCUCGCGAAUCGACAACUGCUACGCGAUCGUCAAAAAGGCCCAGGAACACUACUUCAACCUGCAGAGCAAGGAAAAGGUGCUUAAUUUGCGCAGCAAGCUGAAGGAACAGGCCGAAAUCAUCAAGAAGAUCGUCACGCUGGAUGGCAAGCAUCUGAAUGAGGACAUUGCCCGCUUGGAGGCCUCCAUCGAUCGGUACGGAAAGCAGGUGGCACGCCAGAAGGAAGAGAUGAACCGGUGGGCCAAACGGUACCGAGACGCCCUCCGAAGCGUGGAAGCGCUGCGUUCCGAAGUAAACUCUUCGGAACUGGCGCCGCUCUUGAGCUUCCACAUGACGGCAAGGGCCAGUGAAAUCGAUGCCGCCAAGUCGCACCUCAAAAAGAGCCACAUGAUGAAGAUCAACAUCAUCUACAUUGACGAGAACCGCCAGUGGGAGAAGAUCAUGCAGCUGAGCGCGGAGAUAAUUCAGCAAAAUUACCUGCUGCUUCGCAGCAUGGGCCGGCUGGACAAUGUGAUGCUGGAGAAGAUGGAACGGCUGGUGAAGCUGGAUCACUGCCAGCGGGGAGUCAAAUUCACCGACGACGACGAUCAGGGUGAACUGAUGAAGGAGGUCAAUAUCACAGACACGAGCAUCGAAGAAAUCACCAACCUUUCCGACUGUUACGAUGGCGGCGCGGAUGACAUGGAAAUGGAUUGUGGCGUGAAGCGAUUGAAGGACGACGAUGACGAAAGCGAACCAGAGCACGACUUCAAGAAGCACAAGUAUGAAGCGAACAUGGCCGAAUUCAAGAAGCCAAAAGCUCUUCGACCGCUCAAUUUCAAACCGCAAAGCUUGAGCGUCAAGACCACAGUCACCAGAAAGACUCCGACCAAGGCCCAGAAAACGACCACCAUUGCGCAGUUCAAAGUACCUAAAUUGAUGAUCAGUGGACCGUCAAAACCAUCCAGUGGCAAGAAACAGCGACAACAGGCUGCGAACUCAUCUACCUCAUCGAACGAUGCCAGUGACGCUUCCGACGGACCCGACGAGAACGUCAACAGCACCUUCUGCAUCGAUUCAGCCCAAAGUACAGCCAACUCCUUGUUCUCAAACGUACUCGUGGAGAGCAACGUGGAUCCGCAAGUUUUGAACAAAGUACUCCGCCGAGCAUCAACAAAAGGCAACGUGAUUUCCAAGGUGACGCUAACGCUAAACAAAGAAAACCGGAAGUUCAGUCCGAAGCGAGUAGGCAAAAGCCCACGACCGCUGAUUCGAGCCAACAGUCGAUCUCACAGCACAGCGGCCAGCGUAAUCAGCCGGUACCGGAUGAUGAAGGCGGGCGCCGUCUCCAGUUCCUCGUCGACCACGGCAAAACUCACCGCCACCACGCCGAAAAAGGGCCUCAAGAGCACGUACGACAGCGACGGCGAGCGGAAGGCGCCGCCGCGUCUCACCAAGAAGUAGUCCGGGCGAUCUGUACACAUCGGAAUAUUUUAUACUCGUUUUAUUUUUCUUUUUAAAUCUUGUGAAUGUAACUAUAUUUCUUAGGCUUGUGCGUUGCUUUACCGAGACGAACGAAACAAAACAAAAAAAGUGCGGAGGCUUUCCUGCUGUGAGGUUGAAAUGUGUUGAUCGUAUUCAUCUCUUUGCAUUUGUAUUCAAAUGUUAUUCAAUAAAAGAAGUAGAAAUCGGAAGCCCCUUGGAGUAGAGUACGGCCAGUGAAAAUCAGUAAAUAUAAUAAAUGGUUUAUGUAGCACAACUUAGCCAUCGAGAAUAGUUGCGUAUCAAUAUUCAUAAGCUUGCGAUACAAAUAUAGAGCAAUUUUAUUUAUAGCUGCAACCUAACAUAAUACAAUGCUUUAAAUAUAAAGUUAAAAAAUAAA